This is a messenger RNA of Strongylocentrotus purpuratus (purple sea urchin), 5697 nucleotides long. RefSeq names its product beta,beta-carotene 15,15'-dioxygenase. Bases 161 to 1723 code for a protein of 520 amino acids. Gene Ontology annotation, molecular function: carotenoid dioxygenase activity; beta-carotene 15,15'-dioxygenase activity. Lineage: Eukaryota; Metazoa; Echinodermata; Echinoidea; Camarodonta; Strongylocentrotidae. Gene Ontology annotation, biological process: retinal metabolic process; carotene catabolic process. The record is from RefSeq and is a predicted model, not a curated record. The transcript has 11 exons.
AGCUAGCUAGCAGACGCCGCGCCUGAAACCGCCCUACUGUGCGUGCAUGCAGUGUCAGUGCUAGUGCAGUGCAGUGGGCGUAGCACGCAUAUAAUUAUUGAACUGAAAUCUAGAUCAUAUAGAUCUACAUAAGUCAACGCAUAUUUCAGUCAGAGGAAAAAUGACCAUGGCAAGUGAAAGACUAUCCACCAAGGCUUACAGCCAGAUGCACAUUGAGGAACAUCCUGAGGGAGUCCAGGCAACUAUCAAAGGAACUAUACCAGGCUGGCUGAAAGGCAGUUUAUUACGGACUGGUCCAGGAAGGUUUGAGAUUGGCGAAUCAAAGUACAAGCAUUUCUUUGAUGGUCUGGCCCUCCUCCAUCGAUUUACCUUUGAUAAUGGCUCUGUCAAAUACUACAGCAGGUACCUGGACAGUGACGCUUACAAAGCCGCCAUGAAGGAGAACCGCAUCGUCUACACUGAAUUUGGGACAGCUGGGUUCCCCGAUCCCUGUCUCAACAUCUUCAGUCGAGCAAUGUCCACUUUUCUGACCCGCCUCAAGUUCACGGACAAUGCCAAUGUGAACUGGGUUCGGUCCGGCGACCAGUUCUACACCAUCACAGAGACUCCGCUGAUCCAGAAAAUUGACCCUGUCACUCUGGAGAAGGAGGAAACGGUUGAUAUAUCCAAGAUCAUCUCUGUCUUUACUGGAACCGCGCACCCACAUCAGAGUGCUGAUGGGACCAUCUACAACCUUGGGGUCAACUUUGGGGCGAGAAGUACCUACAAUCUCAUCAAAUUACCACCUCCAACUGAAGGUAACAAUGAGUCGAUUUACAAGGAGGCGUCCAUCGCUCUCACCAUCUCCACGACGGACACCUACCCUUCCUACUCCCACAGCUUCUUCAUGACGCCCAACUACUUCGUCCUCGUCGAACAGCCCCUCUACAUCAACAUGAUCAAGCUGGCAUCCCUGGCAGUCAUGGGCUACUCCUUCCUGGACGUCUUGGAGUUCUGCCCGGACAAACCCACCAGGUUCCACGUGGUGAGGCGCUCGGACACCGUCCCCGUUGCGACCAAGUACAUCACCGAGGCGCAGUUCUUCUUUCACCAGAUCAAUGCCUUUGAGAAGGAGGGCCACAUCGUGAUCGACAUGUGCAGCUAUAAGGACAAUGAGAUCAUGAAGAGGCUGUACCUCAAGACUCUGGAGGAGGAAGGGCUGGUAGACGUUGGGGUCCAGUGCAAGAGAUACUACUUACCCAUUGAUGUUGAGGGUUUCCAACCCGGUGACACGGUGUCAACAUUGCACAAGAACGAGACCACCGCAUACAUGGAAUCAGAAGGAACCAUCUUCUGCAAGCCAUUCGUCCUGUGUGACGUAGGCAUAGAGCUGCCAAGAAUCAACUAUGAGAAGUACAAUGGGCAACCGUACCAGUACGUGUAUGGCGUAUUAGGUACAGGUGAGCAUGAUAACAGGAUUGCCAAGAUAGAUGUCGAGGCUGGAACAAGUAAGAUAUGGUAUGAAGAUGGUUGUUACCCCUCUGAGCCUGUCUUUAUUGGAACUCCAGAGGGCCAGGAGGAGGACGAUGGCGUUGUCUUAUCAACUGUGCUAAACUUCAAUGAGGGGGGUUCCCCUUUCCUGGUUGUGCUGGACGCCAAGACCUUUACGGAGCUAGGACGGGCGGAGCUACCCAUCAAGGACAUGGCCUAUGCGAUCCACGGCUUCUUUGCAGAGGGCAUUUAGAGUCUGGCUGGCCCUCCAUUUUACGUCCUAUCUGAGGGACGGAGUAUUUUCCGUCUGCAAACCAACCUGCGUCUAUGGAACAGGAAAGGGGCACAUUCAAACUCUGCCUUGGCUGGAUUCAAACCCAGGAUUUUCAACAGGCAGAUCCUUCACCGACCGAGCCAUUUAUAAUGUUGGUUUCUUGUAUAAUAUAGAAUCUUAAUGCCAUUUAUUAAAUCAAGUGACUGAAUCAAAAAUUGUGCAAUCUAUUUUUCUGGACUUAAAGUGUGCUUCAUAUUUGCAAUUGAUAAUAAUGUUAAGAGCAUAACGAAUCUUAAAAGGUUCAAAUAUUUAUAUAAACAGGAAUUGUUGAAGCAUAUUUUGUGUACUUAGUAGGAGCUUCAUCAUCCUCUUCAUCUUACCUAUAUAAGCUUCUUUUUUUUUUAUAUACCUCAUACAUAGAUUGUCAUUCACUGAUUGGUCAAAACUAUAUCACAUGACUAUUAAGAGUAUUUCGAUCUAUCACUGCGUCAGAGGGUUUGAUAGCUACUAUCAACCCCUGUGAUAGGACUCCUAACCCCUCUGCGACUUUUGCACACAGAGCGUACAAGAUUUCAAAUGCACGCUCAAUCCAUGCAAUUUAUACGCUGGGCCGCAGUAACUGUACUUGGAUUUCUUUUAGCGUUGGAUUUGAAACUGUUUUGAGCUUCAAAAGACUAAAUAUAUUACUGUGAGGAGCAUAGAGACUCCUGAUAUUGGAUUUAUUUUCUAGACCUAUUCAUUAACCAAUGAAAAGGAUGAGGUAUAUAAAACGAAUAUGGACUGCUCUGUAUUUCGGAUGGUGGAGGAAAUUAUCAUGAGCAGUCAAUAUUUGUAUACCGGUACUAUACUCUCUCUCUCUCUCUUUCUCUCUUUCUCUCUUUUUCUUUGUCUCUACAUGUAUCCCUUUUCUUCUUCUGUGAAACUGUUCUGCGUGUGCUGUAUGUAAUGUAUGCUGAUGAGUGUUUUUGUGUGAAUAGGGGUGUGGUACAUGUAUUGAAAUGAAUGGGUGUAUGGGGGGGGGGGUAUGUUUUCACUUUUAUUACUAUUGCCUGUCAAUUAAUUUUAUUCAAAUUCCAUUUAUGUUCAUUUAUUUGUCUUUAUUUUGUACAGGGUUCCUCUUAUGAAUCUGUGCUGUCUCAAUAGUCUUUCUAAUGUUUUGUUUUAUGUAUUCUUUAUGGAGUUACAUGUCAGAGAUAUAAAUUGAAAUUGAAUUGAAUUGAAUUUAAUUGACAUUUUCAGUGUAUAACCAGUCUUGAUACAUGUACAUGUAUGUUUUAUUGCCAGCAUUUAGGUUCUUGCUUAUCUCAUGCAUUAUUAUCAAUCCGUGCAAUCCAUGUACUUUGAAGCUCCAUAAGAUAAUAUCCAUGGUCUAAAGAGUUUUCUUAUGAAGUGUACCAAGUACAAGUAUCACUAUUCAUAUACAUGUAUCUAUGACAAUGGUUGAAAGCUAGGAUGUGCCAAGUGUGGUGAUAUUUGAUGAAUUUGUGUGUAAUAUUUGUCAGUAAAAAACUCUGUGUUUAGUUUGUCAGCACAUUGUUCAACGUACUGCAUUUUUUUAAACUGAUAAGUGGUGCAAUAUUGAUAUCUAAAUUAUGUACGGUACAUGAAUGGUUUUCUUUCUUGCAUUUUAAUUUAUAUUAAAGAGUAUAAAUUUAUGUUGAGAACAUAAUAAUGCUUAUGGGCAUUGAAGAAGUAAUGGGUUUAUUACAUGACCUAUUAAUUAUACCUAUACAUAUAAGUAUGUUUUAGGUUGAUAUCUAAAUGAUUCCUUUCUCUCUAUUGUGAUCUUAUUGGGUCCUUUGGACAUAUUCUAUAUUCAUACCAUAAUUCAUUUUAUAUUGAUUGAAAGGUUGAUUAACACUUUACUUUUUUUUUAAACUUUUAACAGCAUUAUUGUAAGUGUGUUGUAUAUAUUGUUGAAAUUAUGUAUUUAAAAUUAAGGUAAAAAUUGAUAUAAUGAAAAUAUGGUAAUUAUCAUCAUUUCAAGUCAUCACACCUAAAUGGCAUAUGUUCCCCUGCCAUGCCGCUAUUAGUGCAUGUCUUAUCCAGCCUGUCACAGCAGCAUGGUACAUGGUCUGCACCGAGUCUGAUGAAGGUCUGCACUGCUUACAUGUAUAUUUGACAUUUAAUUGUCAUGGUAAACUUUACAGAUUCAUAUUUAAAAUUGUGAUGAAAAUAAAUCAUGUAACGGUACGAUACACUUUGACUCCGAAAAUUUCAAAAAACAGAUGACAUUUCUUUCCAUCCCACCUUGAAACGAUGAUGAGGGCUUUUUGUGCUGUAUGUGACAUAGUGAUAUGAUGUGUAGUUUGUGCAAACCCUGUUAUAAACAAACAAACAGAACAAGAAAAACCAUAACAGGAUUGAAAAGCCUUUAAUCUUGUCAGUUUUAGGGAAAGGCAGGGAGAGAGGGGCACAAAGCAAAAGGGCAUUAAUAUGAUCUUGGCCUUUUUUAUUUUGAGAAGGGAAUUGUGGCUAAUGAUAUGAAUAAUGGGUUGGGCAUCACUGCAAAAAAGAAGAAUAUACAAUACAUGUAAGAAGCAUGUAGUCUAACACAGAUGAAGGCUUGAAUGAUAUCGAUGGAAAAUAUAUUUAUAUUCAAUAUGUCAGUGUGCCUAGUUUUUCAAAGUUUAUUCACUCCCUUGUGGAAUGUGUGUGUCAAUAUUAGCCUGUGUCUUUAACAUUUUUCUGUCACCAUUAAUUGGGAGCAAAUGUAUUCAUAUAUAUUUUAUAUAUUUAUAUAUGUAUAUUUCCAUUCACUACCUUGCAGUCAAUAUAUGUAAGCAUGCCUUAGACAUUGCUAUGUAUGUGAAGUGUUUGUGUACUAAAGUGAUUCAUGCAAAUGUGCUGCCUUAUUGCAGAAGCUUAUUUUCAUAUACCAUUUUUCCAUGGUUGAAAUAUUUUAAACAAUCCAAUUUUUGUGAGACAGAAACCCAUCAAUAUGUGGCAUUUUUGUGAAUGAAAAUAAUUAUAAUCAAUUUUCAAAUUUGUUUAUAACAAGGCUUCAAUGGAAGAUGAAUAUACGCAUGUCAAGUUUGAAUUUACUUGUAAACUUCAUUCAUAUACAUGAACACUUUGUUUCACAAUACUUAACUAAAACAAUUAUAUAAACAAGAAAAUCAACAAGUGGUAUAAUAGUUUGUAUGCUCCGGUUCUUAAUCAAGAGAAAUAAGUCAAUUAAACAAUGCAUUUUGAAAUUCUUGCGUUAAUUUUGUCAUACCUGCAUCGAUGUAUGUAUGGUAUAGGAAGCCAAACUUCCAGUGAAUAGUCUGUGAGCAUUGUUCAAACUUAUCUUAUGAAAUAACAUUUCCAGUGAACUUUUUUUCCGUUUUGAAAGCUGAGUGAUAUACAUGUACAUUGUACAACCAUGAUUUGUAAGAAACCUACUGUAUAAAGGCAUUGAAAAAGUGCGUAUUUAAGAACUGAAGGAGCUUGGGAUAUGUUGUAAGUAAUAACAUCAAAAUUGUGAUGUACUCUUUUUAGUCUUUUAUAAUUCUUUGGGUAUACAUUUAGGUAUGUCAAUUUUAAAUGGUCAAUGUUUUUAAAGAUACUAUUUCCCAUUUGCAGCCAAAAUCAAAUUCUGUAGAACUUUGCAGGAAUUAUGAAUAAUAUUGAAUAUGUCAUGCAUGUCCUAUCUGUGAAAUCUAAACAUUAGCAGUGUCUUAAUAUUCAAAUUAUGCAAAGAAACCCGUUUACUAUUGGGACUAUAAUUGUCUAGAAGAUUCAAAGAAGUACUUAGCAGGUAAUUAUGCAUGUGCGAUGUUUAAAUUCAUGAUAGAUUUGAAGCUAUUCAUCACGGUCAAAUAGGAAAUGCAAGAAAAGGCGUGUAUUUUACUUACCAGAAUAUUUAAUCAUACUGUACCGGUAUGCUUUCCAAUGUACUGAACCUAUUUAGUGAUGAUAGUCGUAGAUAAUAAAUUCUACAGUGCCGGCACUUAAUACCCCUACCACCA